Mytilus trossulus (common blue mussel) is the source of this 2111-nucleotide messenger RNA. RefSeq names its product heat shock 70 kDa protein 12A-like. Gene Ontology annotation, molecular function: ATP-dependent protein folding chaperone; ATP binding. Bases 127 to 1920 code for a protein of 597 amino acids. The record is from RefSeq and is a predicted model, not a curated record. Lineage: Eukaryota; Metazoa; Mollusca; Bivalvia; Mytilida; Mytilidae. The transcript is spliced from 5 exons.
AACAAAAUGAAGGAAGUAAAUCCUUUCAUUCAGGUAUUAUGAUAUUUUUAUGAUUUUUAUUGAACUUUUUGCAUGACUUCAUUCUUAACAGACAUAACUUGAGCAAGUUAUGUUUUUGAAGUUGAUAUGGGAAGAAAACAAAACGCGUUAGUCGUUGUAGCUAUAGACUUUGGAACAACAUAUUCUGGAUAUGCUUAUUCAUUUCGUGAUGAAUACAAGAAAGAUCACACAAAGAUAUACAGUAACGAAAACUGGCAGUCAGGAGACGGACUUAUAACAGCAAAGGCACCAACAGCUAUAUUGUUUGACGAGGAUGGAAAACUUGAUAGUUUUGGAUACGAUGCAGAAAGAACAUAUUCCGAGCUCCUAGAGGGAGGAGAUGCCGAUGGAUACAGUUAUUUCUCAAGGUUUAAAAUGAAGUUGUUUCAAGAUGAGUCUGUCCUACAGCUUCCAAUAUCAAGAAGAAAAAACAGAAUAUCAAGAGACCUGAUUUUAGAAGACGUUACCGGUAAAGGGAUGAAAGCGCUUAAAGUUUUCUCGGAGUCAAUUGGAUUUUUGAAAAACCAUUUUCUACAGUCCUGCAAAGUAGCCAAUUUCAAAUUGAAUGAAAGUGAUAUUCACUGGGUCUUAACAGUACCGGCGAUUUGGAAAGACAACGCAAAACAAUUCAUGAGGGAAGCAGCAAAGGAGGCUGGUAUAAACGAAGACCUCCUGACUCUUGCUUAUGAACCGGAAGCGGCCGCCAUUUAUUGCAAAGAGGCAACUGUGCAGAGAAAAGAAGGAACAGAGGGAUGUAGUCUUCAAUCUUUUGAACCAGGUCAUCAGUUCUUGGUUCUAGACUGUGGAGGUGGAACCAUUGAUGUGACGACAUAUGAAGUACAAAAUGAUUCUGUCCUUAAAGAACUAAGCGAACCAAGCGGAGGUCCUUGGGGAGGAACUUAUGUUGAUCAAGAGUAUGAAAGUUUUUUAAAGGAUUUAUUUGGUAAGGAUGUAUGGGAAACGUACACUAAAGAAUGUCCAGAAGAUAUCUUAGAAAUCAAAAGAAAGUUUGAAGCAAAGAAAAGAGGUACUAAAGAAUCACAAAAAACAAAGACAACUAUUCCAUAUCCUGCAUCUCUAUUUCGUACAUACUGUGAUAUUCGCAAAUCUGACUCCAUACAAGAAGACCUAAAGAAAUCAGUUCAUAGCAAAACAGUCACUGUUUCCAAUGAAAAGCUUCGAUAUGAGCAUAAAAUCAUUAAACAGUUCUUUGCAAAAUCAAUUGAUUCGAUAAUUUCACAUGUUAGAGAUCUGUUAGCAACAUCUAAGCGACAGAGAAGACAUAUAGACUCUAUACUAAUGGUUGGAGGCUUUUCUGAUUCACCAAUAUUAGUUGAACGAGUAAAAAGGGAAUUUUCAAAUCUCGUAAUUAUUAGUCCACAAGAUGCAGUUUUAGCUGUUCUAAAAGGAGCAGUUAUGUUUGGACACAAUCCGGAACUAAUCAGUGAGCGCAUUUGUCCGCGAACAUAUGGCAUAACUGUAAACAUGCCAUAUGACGACCGGAGACAUCCAGCAAUGCUUAAAUGUUUAAUUGAAGGACGAGAAAUAUGCAGCGACAUAUUCAAAACAAUGGCAAGGAAAGGUGACCCUCUUACAGUUGGGAAAACUACGUAUACGAUGUUGUGUAGUCCGACUAGGUCAACUGACACUGAGGCAACGGUUGAAGUGUAUCAGUCUGAAAACGUAAACCCAAUAUACACCAUCGAUAAAGGUGUUAGUCGUUUAGGAAUAUUAACUGUUCCUAUUCCGGACGUUGAACGUGGUAAGAGUAGGCGUAUUAAAGUAGAAAUGCAUUUUGGGUACACAGAACUACAGGUAACAGCCUCUGAAGAAGACACAAAUCGGAAAGCUGAAGCUACCUUUGAAUGCCUAAUGAAAUGAAAUAUAAUCUAUCAGUUUUACAAAACGUUGACGGAAAGAGGAUUUCCCCCUGAAAACGUAUACAUAUUCUUGGUAAUGAAAUUAUCUUAUAAAAAUGGACAAAAAAUGAUUAAAACCUGUUAAGAUUUUUUUAAUUUAUAUUUUAGGAAAAAUGCUCAUGUUAUUUUACAGUAAAGCUUGUUAUAUGUUGA